AUGAUCAACGCAGUGCUCGUGUUCAAUAAUAAUGGCCAGCCCCGUCUAACAAAGUUCUACACUCAACUGGACACGCAGACCCAGCAAUCUCUCAUCGCGCAGAUCUAUCGCCUGGUAGCGCAACGUCCACCAAGCGCCUGUAACUUCCUCCCUCUUCCGCCCCUUCUCUCCCAAGGCGCCAGCUCCUCCGCCACCGGCCCCUCCGACACCCCCACCCAAAUUACAUACCGCACCUACGCAACCCUGUCUUUCAUCAUGAUCUCCACCUCCACCGAAUCUCCACUGGCUCUGAUCGAUCUGAUCCAAGUCUUCGUCGAGAGUCUGGACCGCAUGUUCGAGAACGUCUGUGAACUGGAUCUGAUUUUCGGCUACGAGACUCUGCACGCAGUCCUUGGUGAGAUGAUCGUCGGCGGUGUCGUCGUUGAGACACAUAUUGAGAAAAUCAUCGCUGGUGUACGUGCUCAAGAAGGCUCGUUGGGUAAGAAGCGUGCCGUCCAGGCUGCUAAUGCCAGUCUGGGGCGCGGGGCUUUGCCUGGUUUGGGGGCGUGGCGAUGA
Molecule: messenger RNA, 555 nt
Organism: Penicillium salamii
Lineage: Eukaryota; Fungi; Ascomycota; Eurotiomycetes; Eurotiales; Aspergillaceae
Source: the annotation of a GenBank genome assembly